This is a messenger RNA of Nothobranchius furzeri (turquoise killifish), 6926 nucleotides long. RefSeq names its product PH domain and leucine rich repeat protein phosphatase 1 (gene phlpp1). The record is from RefSeq and is a predicted model, not a curated record. NCBI's taxonomy places the organism in Eukaryota, Metazoa, Chordata, Actinopteri, Cyprinodontiformes, Nothobranchiidae. Gene Ontology annotation, molecular function: protein binding.
GUCGGUCGACGUUCAUUUCAUAUUCUAUCUAGUACAGUAUUUUUGGGACGCGCGGCUCUGUCACGUCUCCGCCCUGAUCUGCCCCCUGAGCGGCCAGCCUCUUCCCAGCGAUUUAAUCAGUAAAAUGUUUUCUCUCUUUCUUUUUUUUUAAAUUUAUUUAUUAAUUUUUUGUUGGAGCAGCGGAGGAGACUUCGACAGCAAGAAGUGAAUGGCAACUGGAGGGAUAACUAAACAACGCCGCCCAGCUGGCGGACAUUUAUUACGGCGGGCACGUAUUACGGUUUUUAAAUGUAGAGAUUCAAGGCAUAACCAAGUGCGCACUGAUAUUUCUUAAGAGUCGGGGGACUUCUUAUUGGCGGAGAUGGAAAGUGCGCCGGCUGCCGCUGAGGAUGGAGCGUUGGAUGGAAGCGCGACCAAGUUAAAGAAGAAGCCCAGUGGACUGUCUGUCGCCCGGGGGACUCCAGCGGAUGAUGGCGGUGGACGGUUGGCACCCUCCCGUGUAGAGACGAAGAACGAGAACUGCCUCUCUCAUUCCGCCUCCAUGCCUGGAUCCGGUGCGUCAAACCGAACCGUGGCGUCUAAUGGCCGUGGCUCGUCCGGAAACUCCAGCAGCUCUCUGUUGAGACGGCGGCGCUUGAGGAGGAACCUCUCCGCCACAGCUGCAGCCACCGCCACCUCAGCUGUCACUGCCGCGUGCGGCGCAAAGAUGAGCUCGGCCCUGUCCGUUGCGUCUCUGCAUACGCGGAGUCUGGACAGGAAGACUCUGCUGAAGCGCCGACAGAACAUGCAGCUGCAGCCGUCGGAUCGCCAGUGGGUGAGAACCGACCUCCACCGGGGCUGCGUACAUGUCCAUGACAGACUCAUGCCCUCGUAUCCCAGGCCGGUUCUCUGCACUACGGACACCACAGCCGGCGAGGUGGCGCUCAGGCUGAGUAAACUCAGCAGCAAGUCCUGCUCUGUCAUGCGCAUUUUCUGUAAAGAGGGCUCAAAGACUGACCAAAAUGGCAACUGCAGCGUGAAGUAUGAAUACAAUGAUAAUCCAUGCCAAGUGAAAGAAGUCUCGAGUUUAAACCACCUGACUUCACUGGAAUCCAGAGAGCUAAGAGGCCAUCCCACUGACAGGUUGAGGCUGCUGCUCAUGGAGGAUGCGGAUGACAGGCAAAAGCAACAGGACCCUAAUGGAAAACUUUUCUCCCCGGAGUCAGAAUCACAAGACAACAUAACCUCUUCUCUGUCAGACCUGAACUCCAUCAUGGAUACCCCUAUUGAUGAUGAUGAUGAUGAUGAUGAUGAUGAUGAUGAUGACUCUGAGCACAGGAACGGCGCGGACAGCUAUGGCUUGAACUCUGCCUCAGAUGUAGAAAGCAGUGCAUUUGAUGAGCUGAGCUCUGGGGCCCUGCUCAGUGGGCACAGAGACUCCCUGAGCGAUGACAUGAUUCUUGGAACAGAAGCAUCCAUCCUCAGUCCCUCUUUUGAUGAUGCCACGGAGAGCCAUGACAUUUAUGGAAGCUCCUCAGAUGAACUGGAGCUCGACUGUCCUGUGUCUAAUGCAGCCAUGGAGGCCGUCCCCCAACACCACACCAAUGGCAUUUCUGCUGUCACUGCCAGCUACAAGCAGUGCGACAUGGGACUUUUAAAUGACGUGACAAGAAACUUGGAGCCAGGUAGCAGGCUGAACACACACAGCCCAGGCAGUUUGCCAUCCAGCAGUAGCGCCGGCUCAUUGUCAAGAGCCUGUUUUAGUGAUAUCACACAUGACAUUCUAAAUCCAGACCGAGGUGAUGUGAAGCCGGGGCUGACAGAAAACCAAAAUGGAGAUUCUUGUGAUUCCAGCCUGAUGCUGUAUGUUCAGCUGCAUGGUGAAGUUGUGAGGCGGCUUAACCCAGAUGAGAGGCCUCUGCAGAUCCAGAAUGACUUUCUCUUUAAGCUUGGAUUUAAGGACCCUUGGAGAGUCCAAGAAGAAGGGCUCGACACGGAAAUUGGCUCCCUGUUACGAUUCUAUGCAGGUAAACCCCAAACUAUCGAGAGCUCAGAAAGGGUGCAGCUGUCUGGGACUUACAAUGUUCGGAAAGGGAAGCUCCAGCUGCCAGUUAACCGCUGGACCAGACGGCAGGUCAUCCUCUGCGGCACCUGCCUCAUCGUCUCCUCUGUCAAGGAGAGCCAGAUCGGGAAGAUGCACAUCUUGCCUCUGAUUGGAGGAAAAGUGGAGGAGGUGAAGAAGCACAAUCACUGUUUGGCCUUCAGCUCAGCGGGGCCCCAAAGUCAAACCUACUACGUCAGCUUUGACAGCUUCACCGAGCACCUGCGCUGGCACAGACAUGCUGCCAAGAUGGUGUCCCAGAGGAUCCACUCAGUGGAUCUGUCCUGUUGCAGUCUGGAGCAUCUUCCACCCAACCUCUUCUACAGCCACGACCUCACUCACCUCAACCUUAAACACAACUUCCUGCCUGCAGACCAGGGCCUCCAGCAGCUACAAAGGUUUUCUCGUCUUCGCAGCCUCAACCUGUCCAACAACCAUCUUGGCCAGUUCCCACUGGCUAUCUGCGACAUCUCCACCCUGUCGGAGGUCAACCUUAGCUGUAACUACCUGGCUUCUGUCCCCUGUUCUGUGGGCGCCAUGACCAAUUUGCAGACGUUCCUGUUGGACGGAAACAGUUUAAGCGACCUGCCUUCUGAGCUGGGUUCCCUGCAGCGACUGAGUUACUUGGGCCUUUCUUUCAACCAGUUCAACCACGUGCCCCAAGUGCUUGAGCAACUGGACUCCAUGGAGAAGCUGUGCAUGGCUGGAAACCGCCUGGAAACACUCACCCUGCAGAAUUUCAGGCUGCUUCGUGUGAAACACAUCGAUCUAAGGUUGAAUAAGAUCUCUGUCAUGGUGCCAGAUGAGCCUGACCUGCUGAGGCAUGUCACGCAGCUGGAUGUGAGAGACAACCAGCUGACGGAGCUAGACGCCUCCGUCUUUCCCAGGCUAGAGGUUCUACAUUGCGAGAGGAACCACAUCACCACUCUGAAAGUCAAAGGCAGCUUGCUUAAAGGCAUCUACGCCUCCUGCAAUGAGUUACGACAGCUGGAUAUCAGCCCUGUGCCCUCUAAUCUUAGUUACAUGGAUAUCUCGAGGAACUUUAUGGAGUUGCUGCCAGACUGGCUGUGUGAAGCUAAGAAACUGGAAGUGCUGGACGCGAGCCACAACCUCAUCACCGAGCUCCCGGCGAGGUUGUUCUGCAGCAACAGUCUGAGGAAGAUCAGUGCAGGACACAACCAGUUGCAGAAGCUGCCUGAGAGAGUGGAGCACCCUCUGCUGGAGGUUUUAGAUAUACAGCAUAAUCAACUGGUAGAACUUCCCUGCAACCUGUUCCUCAAAUCUGACAGCCUGCGAUGCGUAAAUGCGUCAGCCAACAAGCUGGAGCACCUGCCACCAUCCAGUUUAUCAGAGGAGAGCCACAGCAUCCUGCAGGAACUCUACCUGACAAACAACUGGCUCACAGAUAAGUGUGUGCCCAUGCUUACAGGACACACACACCUGCGAGUUUUGCACAUGGCAUACAAUCAUCUCCAGACAUUCCCAGCCAGUAAAAUGGCCAAGUUGGAGGAGCUGGAGGAGGUGGACCUGAGUGGAAACAUGCUGAAGACCAUUCCCACCACCAUUAUGAAUUGUCGAAAAAUGCACACGCUCAAUGCUCACUCCAACGCCAUUGAGGUUUUCCCUGAGGUCAUGCAGCUGAUGGAGAUGAAGUGUGUGGAUCUGAGCUGUAACGAGCUAAGUGAGAUCACUCUACCAGAGAAUCUGCCUCCAAAACUUCAAGAGCUGGACCUGACUGGAAAUCCUCGACUUAAUCUGGACCACAAAACCCUCGAGCAAUUAAAUAACAUUCGCUGCUUCCGUAUUGAUCCACCGCCAACUUUCUCAUCGAACGAGGCCUCUGGUGGGCCUGCUGUGUGGAGUCAUGGCUACACAGAGGCCUCGGGCGUGAAGAACAAACUCUGCGUUGCAGCCCUCUCAGUGAACAGCUUCUGUGGGAGUCGGGAGGCUCUGUACGGUGUGUUCGAUGGAGACAGGAAUGUGGAAGUGCCCUACCUUUUGCAGUGUACGAUGAACGAUGUGCUGGCUGAAGAGCUACACAAGACAAAAAGCGAAGAGGAAUACAUGACCAACACUUUUCUGGUGAUGCAAAGGAAACUUGGAACAGCAGGACAGAAACUCGGGGGCUCAGCCGCUCUGUGUCACAUUCGCCAUGACCCCACUGACCCCGGUGGCUGCUUCACACUCACAGCUGCUAACGUGGGAAAGUGCCAGGCCAUCUUGUGUCGGGAUGGAAAACCCUUGACUCUGUCACUGCUGCACAACAUCGGGCUUGAGGACGAAUACCAGAGGAUCAGACAACACAGGGCUAUAGUUACUGAGGACAACAAGGUGAAUGGAGUGUCCGAUUCAACACGGAUUAUGGGCUACUCAUUCCUUUUCCCCUCUGUCAUCCCUUCUCCCUACGUGCAGACAGUCACUCUCACCCCUCAGGAUGAGUUCUUCAUUCUGGGUAGCCGUGGCCUGUGGGAUGCUGUAUCUCCCACUGAAGCCGUGGAGGCAGUUCGGAGUGUCCCUGAUGGUCUGGCUGCUGCUAAAAAGCUUUGCACGUUGGCACAGGGAUACGGCUGCACCAACAGCCUGAGCGCUGUUGUGGUCCAGCUGAGCGUGAGUGAAGACUGCUGCUCCUGCUGCUGUUCUGAGCCUCCCCAGCCUCCCCCAAGCCCCGGUUUGGGUCAGUUUCCUCCAUCGUCCUCCGCCAUGAAGGAUCGACCUUCAGACGGCUCCCUUGUUGUCCCGCCGUUGUCCUGCAGCGAGAUCAGCAGUGAGAUCAGCACCAGCGAAAUGAGCAGCGAGGUGGGCUCGACUGCUUCGUCGGACGAGCCCCCACAGAGCUCCUUGGUGCUGCUGCAGGAGCAGACACACCACCACCACCUGCACCAACAGGCUAAUUUACUGUCCUUACAGCACCAGCAAGUCCAAACCACCACCCAACCCUGUCAGUAUCUGCUCCCAGGCUCAGAGCUGCCAUCUUCUCGCAGCUGCUGCACCCUCCAUCCUGCCUGCUUGGCAGGCUCCUUUCAGAGGCAGCUGUCCAGCGCCACUUUCUCCAGCGCCCUGUCUGACAAUGGGCUGGACAGUGAGGACGAGGAGCCCAUCGCUGGUGUUUUCUCCAAUGGGAGUCGUGUAGAAGUGGAGGCAGACAUCCACUGUCUCAGAGCAGAAUUAUCUUUAUCCUCAUCCCCCCAAACAUCUGGACCUACAUCCUCCAAUCAGGACUGCACCCUGGUCUCUCUUCCUCCUCCACCUCCGCCGCCAUGCACCCCAGAGUCCUUAGAGGAAGGGUGCAAAAUCAACCAGGUGGAGGCUGAGAAUGGGUCUGAGAGAGAUGAGUCAUGGCAAGGUGUUGGAGCAGGAGGCAGCGAUGGUGGGAAUUUGGCAGGCAAGAAGAGGGUAAAUGGUUCUGUGGCGCGUCAGGAAAAGAGUCAUAACCUUAUUGAGGUGGCAGCCGAUGCCCCCUCCAAGAAAUCUGGAGGUUACUUCACCGCGCCGGCCCAACCCGACCCAGACGACCAGUUCAUCAUACCUCCUGAGCUGGAAGAGGAGGUGAAGGAGAUCAUGAAGCAACAUCAGCAGAAACAGCAGAAGCCAAGUGGGACGGAUCAACCCACCGACUACUACGGCACGCCUCUCUGAACAUCUCCUGUAAACCAACCCAUCCUAGUUAUAAACACAAACAAGUGGGUUUCCUCAAGAGGCUGAAAAAUGCACAUGAACUAGUUUCACCCAGCUUCAUCUCAACAGGCUCCAAACAGCCUAGUCUUUGAAGAACCAUGCACUCCAAGUGAAACAAGCAAACAAGCCCUUUAAUGAAUCUCAACAUUAACAAAUCCACACAGAUCUUUACUGUCAGUGGUCAUGACCUUCACAAAGACUGGAACUUUAUUUUUACAGUAGACGACCAGCUGAGUAUUUAAUCAACACUAGUCUAUUUGCAAUAGCAUUAGCUUGCCACAAUUUCUAACAUGGGUAACGAAUUCAUGGUUUUGUUGUUUUGUAAAUCAUAUCUUUUAAAUGUGAAAGCAGCAAAGUUGCUAAAGGAGGCUUUUGGAAGAAGAGAACUAUCUUUUUAUUAUCAGUGAGCGAUGGUGAAGCCUACACCAUUAAUACCACACUUAACCAAUGUAGAUAGGGCACUUCAAAUACUGUGUUUCUUCAGUAAAUCAUGGCUCUUGCCCGUAAAAUGAUCUAGAAAUUUUUUGUAGAAAUUUUCAAUACUAACUCCUAGGAGUUGCAUACUUUUUAUGGUGACUCAGUCACUUAUACUAAUCUUCUCUGAGAGAAAUGUUGAUUCUUUCCUUUUUCAAUGAUUGUAAAUAAGAGAAAUGUUGUAUACUGAUGAUUUUAAAGGAACUGCAAACCUGUAUGUCGGUGAAAGUUUUAGUGGUUGGGAGGAUGUAUCAUUUGCUGUCAUGGAGGCGUCAUCCCCCCACCUUUUAUCUUACAGUGUAGGCCCACCAAAACACACACACACACACACACGCAUUUAAAUGAGGAAUUGCAGGAUAGAAACCAACAUUCCGUACAAUAUUUCUGUACUGGGUUUCAAUGGUUUGUUUCACUUUGUUCAACUGUGACGUUCUGUAGUCAUCACUGUAUCUAUUUAACACUACAAGAUAUUUGCAUGCACACACACACACACACACACACACACACACACACACACACACACACACACACACAGCCAUGUAUGCUCGCAGGCUAUCAUUCACACCUCCCUCCUACAGUAGCUGUUAUCACCGGCAUGACUGUGUCUAGUUGAGUAAUACAAACAAAUAUAUCCACAUAGAAAAGAAACAGAUGUUCCUGUCUUUGGUAUAAUAAAUUUAAAAUUUGUGAAUUUUAA